Messenger RNA from Torulaspora delbrueckii, 1470 nucleotides. It is a transcript of the gene SSH1, whose product is annotated as Ssh1p. Gene Ontology annotation, cellular component: membrane; Sec61 translocon complex. The coding region runs from base 1 to 1470 and encodes 489 amino acids. The transcript has 2 exons. Gene Ontology annotation, biological process: post-translational protein targeting to membrane, translocation; SRP-dependent cotranslational protein targeting to membrane, translocation. Gene Ontology annotation, molecular function: ribosome binding; transmembrane protein transporter activity; signal sequence receptor activity. The record is from RefSeq and is a predicted model, not a curated record. NCBI's taxonomy places the organism in Eukaryota, Fungi, Ascomycota, Saccharomycetes, Saccharomycetales, Saccharomycetaceae.
AUGGCAGGCUAUAGGUUGGUUGACGUCGCCAAGCCAUUUCUUCCCAUCUUGCCGGAAGUUGAAGUAUCCUACGAAAAGGUUUCGUUUGAUGAUAAGGUAGUUUACACCAUUAUAUCCGGUUUAAUUUACCUGUUCGGACAAUUUCCAUUAGCAGGUAUUUCCAAGGAUGAGUCAAACGUCAAAGAUCCAAUCUUCUUUUUGCGUGGUGUCUUUGGUGCUGAACCUAAAAGUUUAUUGGAGUUUGGCAUUUUCCCCAUUAUUUCUAGUGGUCUUAUCCUGCAAUUGCUUGCUGGUUUGAAAGUUAUCUCUGUGAACUUCAAACUACAGCAAGACAGAGAAUUGUUUCAGACUCUAACCAAGUUGUUUGCCCUUUUGCAAUACUUUGUAUUGACCAAUAUCUUUAUUCUAUCCGGAUAUUAUGGGGAAAAUUUAACUGUUGUUCAAAUUGGUGUCUUAAACUUACAAUUAGUUGGUGCUGGAUUUAUUGCUAUUCUGUUAACUGAAGUUGUCGACAAAGGAUUUGGUUUUGCUUCCGGUACAAUGACUAUUAACACAAUGGUCAUUGCUACAAGUUUAGUCGCUGACACAUUUGGCGUCUCUCAGAUCACUGUCGAUGCUGAAGGCCACAAGGAAGCUCAAGGUGCAAUCAUCAACUUGGUGCAAGGUAUGAGAUCGAAGCACAGAACCUUUUUGGGCGGCAUUGUUUCCGCAUUCAACAGGGACUAUCUGCCUAACUUGAGUACAACUUUGAUUGUUCUUGCCAUUGGGGCCACUGUCUGUUACCUGCAAAGUUUCCGUUUGGAUCUACCAAUUAGAUCCACCAAGGCUCGUGGGGUGAACAAUGUGUAUCCAAUUCGUCUGUUGCACGUUGGUGCCCUUUCUGUUUCCUUCUCUUACGUUUUGCUCACGUACAUUCACAUCUUUGCUUUUGCUCUAAUCCAUUUGGUCGCCAAGAACAACUCUCAAAGCAUCAUUUGCAAGGUUUUAGGUCACUACGAAACCGUGAACAACAUACUGUACACCCCAACUUUCCCUCUAUCGCUAUUGACUCCACCAAGGUCGCUACUCAGCGGAUUGUUUGAGCAACCUUUGACAUUUGUCGUGUAUACCGGUUUCAUGCUGAUCACUGGUGUUUGGUUUGCUAACCACUGGCAAGCUAUGUCCGGUUCUUCUGCUCGCGAUAUCGCUGUUCAAUUCAAAGAACAGGGUAUCACUUUGACCGGUCGUAGAGAACAAAGUGUUGCUAAGGAAUUGGAGAAAGUCAUUCCCGUGGCUUCUACCACUGGCGCUGCCUUACUAGCUCUUGUAACCGUGAUAGGUGAAGUGCUGGGCUUGAAAGGUAAAGCGGCUGCUAUUGUAGUCGGUGUCGCCACAGGAUUCUCUCUAUUGGAGCUGAUCUCCAUGGACUACCAACAAACUGGUGGUCAAAGUGCCCUUGCUCAAGUGCUAGGUGCUCCAGGACGCUUUUAA